AUGGAUUGGUUUCAUUGCAACCGGUGUUUCCGAAAAGAUGGGACCCAUUACUUUGUCACCAGCUGUGGCCAUAUUUUCUGUAAAAAGUGCGUGACUCUGGAAAAAUGUUCUGUUUGUGGAGCUGCUUGCAAGCAUCUGGCUCUUUCUGAUAAAAUGAAACCUCAGGAGAAGAUGUACUUCAAAAACCCUGUGGAGACAGCUUUGCAGCAUUUUAGUCACAUCUCUCAGGUGUGGAGUUUCCAGAAAAAACAAACAGAUCUCCUCAUCGCCUUUUAUAAGCAUAGAAUUACAAAGUUAGAAGCAGCCAUGCAGGAGGCACGGCAAACAGUGGCCAGCCAGAACAAAGAGCUGUCAGUCUUAAGGAAAGAGAAUGGAGAACUAAAGAAAUUUCUAGCCAUCCUGAAGGAAUCGCCAAGUUGGUACCAAGGAAGCAGGCCAACCACACCUCGACCGGUGGGCAUUACUUCCCCAACACAGUCAGUUACUCCAAGACCCAGUUGUCAGCAUAGCAGUCAAGUGGUCAGCCGGUCCUCCUCAGUGGAGUCUAUCCCUUAUAGAGUGGCUGGCUUUAGUAGCAGCGUGGGACAAGGAGCCAGAGGCGUUCAGGGAAGGAGCACUCCCAGCGACUCUUAUACUGAAACCCCUUCACCAGCUUCCACUCACAGCCUAUCAUACAGAACUUCAUCUGCCUCUUCUGGACUGGGGAUUUUUUCUUUCAGACCAUCCCUGAAUAGUGGGGAUUCAGGCCACAUACAAGUACUCACCCCCAACAAUUCAGGUCAGAGGGAGAAUAGAAGCGCACUAGAGAGUCUUCCUGGUUUUCAGCUACCAGCCCUGCAGACUCUCUACCAACAAAGGCAGAUGGGAUUAGCCAGGGGGAGAGAAGCAUGGACCAUUCCCAGAUAGAACAUCUUCAAGGUCUGAUCUAUACAUGCUACUGAAGGACAGACUAGCAACCAAUACCCAUUAGGCAUGAUGGCCUUAGGAAAUGUACCCCUGGCUGGUUUCAUUCUGUACUUUCUAUCUUUACUAUGUAUACCCUAUAUUACCUCCUUAGAAAGUGGUUAGGUAUUAUAUAAGGCUAGUGCUUCAGGAAGAUUACAUUUCUCCCACAAGACAUCUUAUUUCCUACAACUUGAAACAAAGGUUAUAAAAACAUCUCAUCAUCCUUAGGGGUGGGGAUAAUAUACUUAUUAACUAGGUUUUACUUCUGGAUUUCAUUUUCUAGUUUUGGAUAUAUUCUCCCAUUGCCAAUGUUAACAAGUAACAAUUCUGUUCCCUGCCCUAAUUGAUUAAACUUUUUUUUUCAGUUUGCCUAUUGUUUCCUCUAUGCCUAGUUAUUAUUAAAUGUUUAUUUUCCUUUCUGUCUGAUAAUAGUUGGAGACAAGAUGUUCAGCUUACUAAAGUACAUAGAUAAUAAAGACGUCCUUUCAUUGCUAUUGCAAUUCUAUUAGUAUUGCAAGCUCUAGAAUGGUGGAAUGGGCAAAGAACACUACCACUGAGAUCAAUUAUUUAUUGUUCUUUGGGUACUAAGGGGUAGAAUUAAAUGGGUAGGCCACAGGCAGGCAGGCCUUAAGCAAAAAUAUUGGGGGUGAGGUAAAAUAGCAAGCAUCUGCCAGAAAUAAAUAGGUCUUGGGAAUGACCUUGUAGAUAAACUAAGAUGCCAUUACCCUUUCUGGAACUCUGGAUUUAUUUUUAAAGGCAUUUCCAGACACACCUCAUCUUCUGAGCAAGAGCCUGUGCUGUAGCAGGUGUAGGAAACAAUCUGCCUAGUAAUACUGAUCUACUGCCUUUCAAAGUUCUUUUUUUUUUUUUUUAAAUAUAUUUUAUUGA
Messenger RNA from Myotis lucifugus (little brown bat), 1833 nucleotides. It is a transcript of the gene RNF212B, whose product is annotated as ring finger protein 212B. Gene Ontology annotation, cellular component: synaptonemal complex. The transcript is spliced from 14 exons. The coding region runs from base 1 to 906 and encodes 301 amino acids. Gene Ontology annotation, molecular function: SUMO transferase activity. Gene Ontology annotation, biological process: reciprocal meiotic recombination; protein sumoylation; homologous chromosome pairing at meiosis. Lineage: Eukaryota; Metazoa; Chordata; Mammalia; Chiroptera; Vespertilionidae. The record is from RefSeq and is a predicted model, not a curated record.